Ostrea edulis (European flat oyster) is the source of this 1795-nucleotide messenger RNA. Its product is annotated as visual pigment-like receptor peropsin. Gene Ontology annotation, molecular function: G protein-coupled receptor activity. The record is from RefSeq and is a predicted model, not a curated record. The transcript has 3 exons. Gene Ontology annotation, cellular component: membrane. The coding region runs from base 1 to 1155 and encodes 384 amino acids. Gene Ontology annotation, biological process: G protein-coupled receptor signaling pathway. NCBI's taxonomy places the organism in Eukaryota, Metazoa, Mollusca, Bivalvia, Ostreida, Ostreidae.
AUGAAUGGAAGCAACGCGUCAGUUGUGGUGGAUAUUGAGUCCGUCAAGUACCCGAUCCCCGUCCCCCUGUACUACAUCAUAGGAUCCGGGCUGCUCUUCGUCUUCAUUGUGGGAUCCUUUAUGAACUUUACAGGUCUAUUAGUCUUUGCCAAAAACAAGAACCUUCGAUCCCCGACAAAUAUUUUUAUACUCUCCUUGCUGACGGGAGAUUUUUUGAUGAGUUUGGGUUCGUUCAUAUCUAUGACGGCCCAUUUCAGCCGCUCCUAUUUCUGGGGAGACAGUGUAUGUAAAUUUGAGGGCUUCUGGAUGUACUUUACCGGCCUUACUAACAUGUAUACCCUUAUGGGCAUCUCUGUCGACAGAUACAUUGUCAUUGCCAAGCCCCUACAAGCAUCCAAAAUAACAACACGAGUUGCAUCAGUAGCCUGCUUGCUAAUCUGGUUCCAGGGGUUGUGCUGGUCCGUAUUUCCACAUCUUGGUUGGGGAAAGUAUACCUAUGAACCGGCGCGCACUUCCUGUUCCGUUGAAUGGGACACUGACAAUAUAGAAUCAGCCAGCUAUAACUUCUCUAUUUUCAUCUGGAGUUUAUUCAUGCCGUUACUGAUAAUCACGUACUGCUAUUACCAAGUGUUUAUGACGAUUCGUCACGUGGCUAGAAAUGGUGUUUGGGACAUGAGCAGCAGAAUUGCCAGAAAAAAUCUGAGAAUCGAAAAGAAGAUGUUCAGAACAAUAGUAUACAUGUUAUGUUCAUUUUUGGGUUCAUGGUCGGCAUAUAGCAUUGUAAGUCUAUGGGCCAUUUUUGGCAACGCCAAAGAUAUUCCUGUGUAUAUGGUGACGAUUCCUGCUGUGGUUGCCAAAUCGUCCUGCAUUUGGGAUCCCAUCAUCUAUGUGAGUACAAACAGGCAGUUCCGAAUGGCUUUCUAUAACACCUUACCUUGUUCAGGUCUCGGGCAAAUGUUGGUCAAAAGGGAGGAACAAAAGGAUAAGGAGGCAGAUGCCUCAGACGACGACGACGAGGCUGGACAGAAAACAGAAAGACCAGCUGUAAAGAAAGCAACUUUGGUAGCUCCAAUUGACGACGAAGCUGGAGAGACGACACAGGUGGAGAACUUACCAGGCACCACCAACACUCAACCAGGACCGUCCAACAAGUAGAUUUACUUACGCGCGAGGCACAUAAUCGUCUGAUCGAAAUCAGGGUUUUGUAUCCUACUUGAGGAUGGAAAACUGACGAAAACAAAUUGUAAUUUGAUGAGCGGUUAGUGAAAGCACCGGUUAAUGACAUAUCAAUAAUAUGUCUGACUUUGUUAUAUAAAAGAACAAUUAGAUAUCAAAAGGAAACGUGAAGGGGAUUUGAUAUCCUAUGUUCGCAAGUAAAACGUUUUCUGGUAGACGUAUAUCAUAAACAGAAUAGUGAUGUUGACUAGUUAGUGUCAAGUUUUGUGUCAAGUUUUAUUAUUUUGCAUGAUGUUAUUGUAAAUAUAACAUACAUGUAACAUAAAUCCAUUCAUAUUCAAAACAUUCGAAAACUAAAAAAAUAGCUAUAUUCGUUUCUUUAAAUAUAUAUAUAUAUGAUAUAUAUGUAUGUAUAAUUUAACUUCCUUGUGUACGUUAGUGCUACCAAUUACCUAUAUAUGCUUCCUGUAUGUAUAAUAAUUAUAUUGGUUAAUUUGAUCAUUAUAUAUACCCAUGUUUGACAAUUGGUCGCCGAUUGAGCACCAAAUAUUUAGAAGACAUAAGACAUUGCUUUCAACACACUUGUAUUCCUCUUUUUGUCUCACUAUAUUUCAGUUGA